ACUCUUGCUUUCUGCCAUUUUGUUUGUAAGCCUUGAGGAAUCAACUUUACCUCAGAAAUCUCACUAAGUUGUCUGAAUUUAAUUUUUUUUCUCUUCUCUUCCUGCUGACUGAAGUAUAGCUUUCUUCUUUGCAAGUCUCUGUUCUUGGUCAUGGAUUAUUUUGUUUGUGACAAACUAAGCCAGUGGGGUCUGAGUGAGUUGAUAGAAAUAUUUAAAGAUGAAGAAAUGGACACGGAAAGUCUUUAUUGUCUUGAAGACCGAGAUAUUGAUACACUGAUUCCAAAAGUGGACCAAAGGAUUCAAUUCAAAAAGGAAUUUCAGUUGUUAAAGGAAGAACAAAGCAGAAAUCCAGGGAUGCAGCAAUGUCCUGCACAUUGUUGCAUUAACUCUGGAUCUGAAGAGUGUCCAACCCAAGAUGAUACCAGUUCAAUUAGGUCAUCAUCACCUGGUCGACCGAGAGAAUGUCUCCUCACUGACAACAAUGUGACAUCUAACCCAACCAGGUCCAGCAUAAAGUCUCUCAGCACCAUCACCGUCUCUGUUAGCUUGUUAAACAUCCGUUCACUCACCAACAAAGAGUCUUUCGUUUCCAAGCUUCUAAGGGAAAAGCAGUUUGACUUCUUAUGCCUGACGGAGACCUGGCAGAAGAAAAAUGAUCUUACACAUUUAAAAAGGGCUGCGCCGGAUGGGUAUUCUCACAUCAGCCAACCACGCUCUGAAGGACGAGGAGGCGGUGUCGCAGUGCUCUUCAGAGACAAGUGGCUUGUAUCUUCUGUCAGUGUCCCCACUUACAACUCUUUUGAAUCUACAGUACUACAAAUCCACUUAUCAGUACCCACCAUCUUAGCCACCAUCUAUCGCCCUCCUGAGUCCAACAAGGAUUUCUUAAAUGAUUUCUCCUCUCUUUUAACAUUUUUGUGGUCCUUAUCCCCAAAUAUUAUCGUAGUAGGUGAUUUCAACAUUCACAUGGACAAAUUCAGCAACACUCUGACGCGGGACUUUUAUUAUUUGUUGGACAGUUGUGGAAUGCAGCAAUAUGUUGACUUUUCUACACACAGCCACGGUCACAUUCUGGAUCUUGUCUGCUGCUCUGCUUUAACGCUUUCAAACUGUACGGCAUUAGAAAUGUCCAUUUGUGACCACAAACUGAUUUCAUUUACUGUCACUUUGCCACUAUACAGACUAUAGUUUCAUCUUUUUCCAAACAUCAGUAGUUCUAUUCGAUCUGGUACAUUUGACAAAAUCACAGAUCCAUUUAUGGACAAGUUACACAGAUGAUGUGGUCUGACUCUACAACAAUGCAUGGGAAAGACAUUCUGCAGAGCAAAACAUCCCUUCUUUGGCUGGAUGUUAGUUUUUCUAAAUUGUUUUGGUGGAUUUCUCUAGACAGAAUCAAAAUGUUCUUUACUAUUAUUUCCACUUCCAAGCAGUAGUUUUACAUUUCUUCUGACAAGCUGUAAAUAUGCUUGGACAUGCAUUAGUUGCUUCCAUACAAGUCUCUGCUGCUUCAUAACUGACAUAACUGGUGUCAUGUCAGUAAAAUGAACAUUUAAUGAAUGAGGAAUUCCUUGUAAAACUAAAAAUCUUAAUUGAAUUGUUUGGGUCAUUACACACAAAUGUUUUGUGUUAUCAAAAUCUGUCAAUAUUAUACAUUUCUUCAUAAUUCUUUCCCAAAAAUCUUGCAAGAAAGUUGGCACUUCCCCACCUUGUAUUUUAUUACUGUGAUUUCUUAUCGCUGUAAAUACUUGGAUUAUAAAAUCUAGUUGAGGCUUAAACCAAAUUUCUUGAAUACAAAUAAGAUGUGGUUUGUCUGUCAAAUCUGAAAUGUUUUUUAUUAUUAUUCUUGACCAUUACUAUUAAGACUUCUGGCAAUUCACUUUAAUAUAAUAACAAAGAAAAAAGACCACUGCACGACUGAGUUUGAGAAGAUUGACUUUUUUAGUAUGUCCUUUCUUAAUGUCAAGAUACAGUAUAUUUGAGCUGCUUCCACAAUUAUAUGAAUUUUUUUUCAGUUUUCCUUUCUUUUUGGGCAGUGCUAUUUAUUACCUCUACCAUGAAUAAAACAAAUUCCUCUUUCA
Molecule: messenger RNA, 2078 nt
Organism: Xiphophorus hellerii (green swordtail)
Lineage: Eukaryota; Metazoa; Chordata; Actinopteri; Cyprinodontiformes; Poeciliidae
Exons: 5
Coding region: 151-1188 (345 amino acids)
Molecular function (GO): catalytic activity
Source: RefSeq, a predicted model, not a curated record